Callorhinchus milii (elephant shark) is the source of this 2198-nucleotide messenger RNA. Its product is annotated as WD repeat-containing protein 7-like. The transcript has 12 exons. Gene Ontology annotation, cellular component: cytoplasm. The coding region runs from base 1 to 1545 and encodes 514 amino acids. The record is from RefSeq and is a predicted model, not a curated record. Gene Ontology annotation, molecular function: protein binding. NCBI's taxonomy places the organism in Eukaryota, Metazoa, Chordata, Chondrichthyes, Chimaeriformes, Callorhinchidae.
AUGGCUUUGAGAGUCAGCUGGAGUCAGCUCACUGUCAUGCAUUGUGUCAUGCUCCCUGAUCAUCUCGGACAGGAUAACUUUAGACCUCCCCUUCUGGAGAUGCUGGCCCGGCGUUGGCAAGACCGUUGCUUAGAGGUGCGAGGAGCUGCCCAGGCAUUGCUAUUGGCAGAGCUUGGUCGAAUUGGGAAGGAAGGUCGGAAGGAAACCAUAGACUCGUGGGCUCCAUACCUGCCUCAGUACGUCGACAGUGUCAUGUCUCCCGGAGUGACGACCGAAUCCAUUCAAGCUGGUAGUGCAAGUCCUGAUUUACAAGGGGCAGAUGCCAAAGUCCAGGAGGAAGAGGCAGACCUCACGGAUGAUGACAUUACUGCAGGCUGUUUGCCGGGCUUGAUGCCUUACACGAAGAAAAUGACGUCUUCCUAUGAAGAGCGCAGGAAGCAAGCCACUGCCAUCGUCCUCCUGGGGGUCAUCGGAGCGGAAUUCGGAGCCGAGAUCGAGCCACCGAAGCUGCCGAGCAGGACCCGGCACACCAGCCAGGUCCCAGAGGGCUUCGGUCUGACCACCGGAGGCUCCAACUACUCCCUGGCAAGGCAUACGUGCAAGGCAUUGACGUACCUGCUGUUACAGGCGCCUGCCCCGAAGCUUCCAGCACACAGCACCAUCCGCAGAACGGCCAUCGAUUUGAUUGGCCGCGGCUUCACCGUGUGGGAGCCCUACAUGGACGUGUCGGCUGUGCUGAUGGGACUGCUGGAACUUUGUGCCGAUGGGGAGAAACAUCUCCCUAACAAACUGCCGGUACUGCCUCUUAGCCCAGCCGCAGAUUCCGCCCGCUCAGCACGUCAUGCUCUCUCGCUCAUAGCCACAGCCAGGCCUCCAGCCUUCAUUACCACUAUCGCACGUGAGGUUCACCGACACACUGUUCUGGCAGCCAACACUCAGUCCCAGCCAAACGUUCACACCAGCACCUUGUCCCGCGCAAAGAAUGAAAUCCUGCGGGUGGUCGAGAUUCUGAUCGAGAAGAUGCCGUCAGAUGUCGUGGACCUCCUCGUGGAGGUUAUGGAUAUUGUCAUGUAUUGCCUCGAAGGGUCCUUGAUCAAGAAAAAAGGGCUUCAGGAAUGUUUUUCAGCAAUUUGUAGGUUCUACAUGGUGAGCUCCUGCGAGAAAAGUAACAGAAUAGCAGUGGGAUCGCGACACGGCUCAAUGGCUUUAUACGACAUCCGCACAGGAAAAUGCCAGACAAUCCAGGGCCACAGUGGGCCAAUAACCGCAGUGGGCUUCGCUCCUGACGGACGCUAUCUGGCCACGUAUUCCAAUGCCGACAGUCACAUCUCCUUCUGGCAGAUGAACACCUCCCUGUUGGGGAGUAUCGGCAUGCUGAACUCCGCCCCACAGCUGCGCUGUAUGAAAACCUACCAAGUGCCGCCCAUUCACCCCGCCUCUCCCGGUUCUCAAAACGCCCUGAAGCUGGCACGGCUGAUCUGGACGUCCAACCGCAACGUCAUUCUCAUGGUGCACGACGGCAAAGAGCACCGUUUCAUGGUUUGAAAGCCUCCCCUCCACCGAAUAAAACAAGCCGAUAUAGGAACGAAUGCCUGUUAAAUGUUUACAUUAAGUCUCUUUUACUUUCAAGGAUGUCUCUCCCCCGUUUGCGAUGUCAGCUUUCUGUGGGCUUUACUUUGCAGAGAUGGGAAACCAGUAUUGUAUUUGCUGAAUGAUCACUAAAUAUUCAAUGAUCUCUGGUUCUUUUUUUAUUUAAGUCGCCGCCGAACUUCUUCCCUCCCCUUCCCUCCCGAGAUUCUGCCUUUCCCGUGGUGUUCCCGCAGCACUCCUGCCCUUUGUUGUAAUGUAGAUUAUACAUCAUAAAAGUCGCAGUUGUUUGCACGAACCGCAGUUGCAUGCAUUAGGCGCGUUUUAUCUGUAGUGGGUUAUAGCGGAGGCACAUAAGGUGAGAAGAUAGACACUUGUGCGAUUUGCUGGUGACCUCCCCUAAGAGCAGGUGUAGCUGGAGAGAGAGGCUCAAUGGCAACCUUAACCAACAUUAAGUUAAGUUAAGUUAACGUUAAGCAACGUUAACCUUUCAUCUCUGGAAUCCAGGCUUGGGAGACCAUGGAAGGUCUUCCCUGUUGGCGGAGGGGAGUCUGAUAUGAAACAAGCUGGGGUAACUCUCGGUGUCCUGACCAACCAUCUCCCCAAAUACA